Messenger RNA from Toxotes jaculatrix (banded archerfish), 499 nucleotides. RefSeq names its product mannose-specific lectin-like. Lineage: Eukaryota; Metazoa; Chordata; Actinopteri; Toxotidae. The record is from RefSeq and is a predicted model, not a curated record. The coding region runs from base 90 to 431 and encodes 113 amino acids. The transcript is spliced from 3 exons.
GCAGUGAUAUAAAUCCGACUGGUUUCAGUCCAGCAUCACUGCAGCUGUUCAUCAGACUCUCAGACUGAAGGACCUGCUACAGCUGAACCAUGAGCAGAAGCUGGAUCAGCACUGACGAGGAGCUGCGUCAGGGGGACUGCCUCAUCAGUGAAAAUGGCAACUACAAGGCCGUCUUCCAGGAAGACGGCAACUUUGUCAUCUACACCUGGGCUCCAGUUUGGGCGUCAGAUACAUAUGGCAAAAGCCCAUUUCGAGUCCUUCUGCAACAGGAUUCCAACCUGGUUAUGUACACCAAAGAAGAUACACCAGUUUGGGCCUCAGGCAGCCACUCACCAGAAGGAAACUCUCGGAUGCGCCUGACCAUGUCUAAUGAAGGACAACUGGUUCUCGACAGAAACGGAAAGACGAUCUGGCGUUCUGUAAAGAAAUAAGGAUCAUUUCUUGAUGUGGCAGGAAACAUGGUUUGCUCUGAGAUUUAAAUAAAGAGCUGUGAUGUUCA